This is a messenger RNA of Quercus lobata, 1469 nucleotides long. RefSeq names its product STOREKEEPER protein-like. Gene Ontology annotation, cellular component: nucleus. The transcript has a single exon. Bases 57 to 1271 code for a protein of 404 amino acids. The record is from RefSeq and is a predicted model, not a curated record. Gene Ontology annotation, biological process: regulation of DNA-templated transcription. NCBI's taxonomy places the organism in Eukaryota, Viridiplantae, Streptophyta, Magnoliopsida, Fagales, Fagaceae.
UUCACUCCCAAAUACCCUUUUCAUCGUCUCUCUCUCUCUCUCAAAGUUCAAAAACAAUGGCUCCGAAGCGCCUAAAAGAAGACCCACCUCCCGCUGCUACUUCCUCUGGAGAAGAGGAAGUAGACUCUGAGAACGAUGCUGCCUCCGACGAAGAAGAAGAAGAAGAACAUGAAGUAAGCAACGCUGUUCAAGAAAAGGAAAAAUCUGAUGAUGAUGAGGAAGAAGAUGAAGAUGAUGAUGAAGAAUCCCCUGCGGGAAAGCUCACUGUAAUCCCUUCAUCGAACAAAGUCUCCAACUCCAACCCCCAAUCCGACAACGAAUCCGGGUCUGGGUCGGACUCCGAAUCCGAAUCCGAAUCUUUCAACGACAAGUCCUCCCCGCCUUCCCCAUCUCUCUCCGCCUACACCAUCAAGCCGAUCGCUUCCAAGCCCAUGGAGCCCAAGAAGUCCUCCGCCGCCGCCAAGCCCAUUAACUCCAAGAAGAGGAAAGUUGUUGCAUCAUCAUCAGCAAUAACCAACGGUGACGAUGAGGACUCGAAGAAGCACACUGGAGGCGUUCCACGCCUGUGGAGCGAUGAGAAUGAGCUGGCAGUCCUGAAGGGCAUGAUCGAAUACAAAUCCAAGAAAGGGUCGGACCCGAUUUCGGACAUGGGUGAUUUCCAUGAGUUCAUCAAGAAAAACAUCAGUGUUGAAGUGUCUAAGAACCAGCUGGUCGAUAAGGUUCGAAGGAUGAAGAAGAAGUACCAAGUCAAUGUCGAAAAAGCCGGCGAUAAUGGUGAGAACCCUGUUUUCUCUAAGCCUCAUGAGCAUAGGUGUUUUGAAUUAUCUAAAAGGAUUUGGGGUAUUGAAGCUGGUAGCAGUAGAAAGGCGAAGCCUCCUACAAGGGGCAUUGCUAAUAACAAUAUUUAUAGCAAUAACAAUUCGAUUGCAAUAGCAUUGCCGGCGAAGAAGAAGGAAAAAGAGAAGGAGAAGGAGAAGGAGAAGGAGGCUUGUUUGGAUAAUGGGGAAGUGAAGGAUGAGAAGGAAGAAGAGUUUGUGGCAAGUUAUCCGUGUUUGAACUCCGUGUUGGAGUCAGGGGAGGAGGGUUUUUCGAGGUUAGGGAAAAGGUUUAAGAUGGAAUUGGUCACGGGCAUUGGGAGUGCCAAGGCAACGGAGUUGGAGACCAAGUGGAAGAAGGUAAGGGAGGCUGAGUUGGAAGUGUAUGUGAAGAGGGUGGAGUUGGUGCACGAGCAAGCUAAGCUGAUGUUGGAGGCUUUCAAAAAUAGGGCUUAAGGAGCUCGGUUUUGUUUGAUUUAUUUUGUUUUGGUAAGUAUGAUAUGCUUUUUAUUUUUUUGUUAAAAAGGAACUGAUUUUGGUUGAAACCCGUGUUAAAUUCAUUGGGUUUUCAAAAUUUUGGUAUAAAUUUGCAUACAUGGGAUUAUUUGCUUAUGAUAUGAGUAAAGUUAAUUCACUUAUGGGGUUUAUGGUUUU